AUGGACAUUGACAGGCCUGCGCCCAAGCGCAGAAGAACCUCAAGUCGCUCUUCGACCGCCUCUCCAAGAGAUUUGUCGCCCAGCCGACAACGAUCGUCUCACAAAUCUUCCUUCGAACCAAGACGGGCAUAUCAAGGAAGAGAGAGCUCGAGGUCAACCAGCAGGAGCGAGAGCGAGGAACCAGAUCGUCGUCGAAGGUCAUGGCAGACACAUGACGCCUUACGAGUCAGACGGGAGAGCAGGGGAAACACCUCAAGCGAUGGCGGUACACCACGCUCUCGAUCUUCAAGCUCAGACUCCUUUCCGCGCCGUCCCCUACCCCUGCUAACACCCACCCCUCCACCAACCUCCUCGAAACACCUCAAAUUUAAAGCAAUCCCGCACGGCACCCUCUGCUCCCACGCCCGCGGCAUAACCUGCAUCCGCUUUUCCCCUUCCGGCGAAUACCUAGCCUCCUCCUCCGCCGAUGCCACAAUCAACAUUCACUCCACGACCCAACCCUUUCCCCUCCUCAAAACUCUCACGGGGCACCUCGCCGGCAUCAACGUCCUGGCCUGGUCGCCCGACAGCCGCACCAUCGCCUCCGGCUCAGACGACAAAUCCAUCCGCCUCUGGGACGUGGUGAGCGGGAAGGCACACCGAGUCCCGCUCUUGGGCCACCAUAAUUACGUCUACAGCCUUGCCUUUAGCCCCAAGGGAAACAUGCUCGUCUCGGGUUCCUACGACGAGGCCGUCUUCCUAUGGGACAUAAGGCCGACGGGUGGGAACGUCAUGCGCUCGUUACCCGCACAUUCGGAUCCGGUUAGUGGUGUGGACUUCAUAAGGGAUGGGACUAUGGUAUGCAGUUGUGCUGGAGACGGGUUGAUCCGGAUCUGGGACACCAUGACGGGUCAGUGUCUGAAGACGCUGGUUGAUGAGGAUCGGAAACCCGUUGCCAGUGUGAGGUGGACGGCAAAUGGAAAAUUUGUGCUCGCUUGGACGUUGGAUGGGUGCGUGAGGUUGUGGGAUUAUAGGGAGGGGAGAUGUGUGAAAACGUAUCAGGGGCACGUUAAUACGCAGUACUCCUUGAGCGGUACGAUGGGGACAUAUGCGCUGGCGGGGAGGAGGGAGGCGUUCGUGGCGAGUGGCAGUGAAGAUGGUGAAGUCCUGGCUUGGGAUGUGUCUACGAAGGAGGUUUUGUGGAGAGCAAAAGGGCAUAGCAAGGUGGUUUUGGGUUUGGAUUUCCAGAGGGGCAAAGACGGGAAAGGCAUGCUUGUUAGUGCUGGCUUAGAUCGCACUAUUAGGUUUUGGGAAGAGUGCGAUGAGGUUGAUGAUACUGAUGAGCCGCCUGGACUGGUCAAUGGCGAUUCGUAUGUUGAUGCACCAGAUGAGAACAUCAAGCGUCUAAGGCUCAAUGAGAGGGAAGACGAAGUCAUGGAGGAAUUGGAGCUCAAGACAGAGCCUGAGGAAACAUGA
Endocarpon pusillum Z07020 is the source of this 1455-nucleotide messenger RNA. RefSeq lists its product as uncharacterized. The transcript has a single exon. Lineage: Eukaryota; Fungi; Ascomycota; Eurotiomycetes; Verrucariales; Verrucariaceae. Gene Ontology annotation, molecular function: histone binding. The record is from RefSeq and is a predicted model, not a curated record. The coding region runs from base 1 to 1455 and encodes 484 amino acids. Gene Ontology annotation, cellular component: Set1C/COMPASS complex.